This is a messenger RNA of Trichomonas vaginalis G3, 1860 nucleotides long. RefSeq lists its product as uncharacterized. The record is from RefSeq and is a predicted model, not a curated record. Lineage: Eukaryota; Parabasalia; Trichomonadida; Trichomonadidae. The transcript has a single exon. Bases 1 to 1860 code for a protein of 619 amino acids.
AUGAGCCAGGGCCAAAGUUUAUUGAUUCCUGCUCAAGAAGAUAACAACAAUGAUGACUACGAGUAUUAUUCUGAUAGUGGAUCUUACGAAUAUUACUCUAGUUCUGAAUCAAAACCCGAAAAUAAAAAAUUGUUAGGUCAAAAAUCGCCUUCAAAGCACGUAGAUUCAAAAGUCAUCGAAGUUGCGCCUAAAAAAAUAAAGAAUGGUGGAAUGCCGAGUUUAUUAGUUCCCGGUGAAGAUUAUGAUAAUCCAACUCAAUUUUCGGAGUCAAGCCAUUCAUCAUGGAUUGAUGAAGCAAACGGAUUCCAUGAAAAACCAAGUCAAAUAACGAUUCCUACAAGUUCAUCUCCAUUAACUCCUCCUCCAGCUUCACCUCUUUUAUCACCAUCCGCACCGUCUUCACCACUUGCAAUGGACUUUCCCCCACCGCCUCCGCCAACGCCGUUUGGCGCAGAUGCGCUUUUACUUCCACCGAUUCCGACAAAUGAAGGUUUCCGUGGUAUCACUCCGAACAAGAGCUUGGAGUUACUUCCAACUCCCGUUGUUCCUUCUCAAAAGCCGGUAGAAACGCCUUCAAGUCCAAAAGCUCAUUACACACAAGCGGAAAUCGAAGAUCAGAGGCUACAAACAUUCGACGGAUUCAAGAGUGAGCUUGAUGAAUUCGGAUGGGAGGUUAUUCCUGCAGCAAGUAACAUCAAAUUUUCAUCUGAAAUGUUUGAGAGUCAAUCGAAAGUACAACCACAACAAAACAACUUCGAAUACAUGGCUUCAACGAUUGAUGAUGCUAUGCAAUCAAAUGCCGUUCAAUAUUACUCUGGAACUCAAAUGUUAAAGUCAAUUCCUUUAGAUAGCAACAUUCCCGAUGGCUACGAGGCAUCUGCUAUGCCUAAUUUAGCAGCAUUUUCUAAUCUCGUUGUUCCAAGUGCCUUCGAAGAUUUUGUUUUACCAAUCAGAACUUGCCAAGCUUGUAACAAAGAAAUUAUUGACAAUUACACAUACUUAAAUGGCUAUUACUACCAUGACGAGUGCGUUAAGUGCUUUACUUGUGGUAAACAUCUCGAUUAUAACGAAUGUUACACAUACCAAGGCAAAAACAUGUGCAAGGACUGCAUAAUCAAGGUUAGUAAGCGCGUGUGCAAGGUUUGCAGCAAUCCAAUCUUUACAGAAGACGAAAUUUUAACUCUCAAGAGCGGAAAACAGAUCCACAAGACAUGUCUCGCGUGCAGUCGCUGCUGCAAACCAUUAACUAACGAAAGCUACGAAGAAAUAGGUGAUAAAAUCAUAUGCAAACACUGCCAAGAAAAAGUUGAAAAUAUUAUAUGCAAAAAAUGCGGCGAAAAGAUUCUCGAACUUAACUAUGUAUUUCACAAUCAACAAUACUUCCAUCGCGACCACUUCCGCUGUGAAGUUUGCGAUCAAAUCUUAAAUGGAGAUAAUUAUAUCGUACAUCAUAACAAAUUCUACUGUUUACAGCAUGGUUCGCCAAUUACAGAUAGUUGUGCAUUCUGCAAACGCCGUUUCAACCUUCUUGACGACAGAUUAAAGUGGCAUGAGAAGAUUUACCACUCAGAAUGCUUCAUUUGCAGAGUAUGCGGCUGCCAUUUGACUCCUGCUGCAGCUCGUCCCAUCCACAACAGGCCGCACUGCUCAAAAUGCUACGAAAUGCGCAUCAAAAUGCCAGAAAAGAAGAAACACGUUCCUUCUGAAAUGGACCAAAUUAGAAGUGAAGUGAAAACCGAAAGGGAAGUAAUUAACUUCACCAGGAGGUCCAGUAAAUCCGUUCCUCUCGAAGGACCUCCAACUGUUAUAGAUAACAAGAUCACAGCGCCGAAUGUUGAUGAACUCACUGUUUACGCAUGA